This is a messenger RNA of Homarus americanus (American lobster), 423 nucleotides long. Its product is annotated as barrier-to-autointegration factor-like. The coding region runs from base 151 to 423 and encodes 90 amino acids. NCBI's taxonomy places the organism in Eukaryota, Metazoa, Arthropoda, Malacostraca, Decapoda, Nephropidae. Gene Ontology annotation, molecular function: DNA binding. The transcript has a single exon. The record is from RefSeq and is a predicted model, not a curated record.
GUUUUAAUGUUUAAUAUUGCCAGGUGCCAUAAGAGUGAUGAUGAGCAGAGGAUAGUACAGUAUUGUUUUCCUUAAUAGUAUGUUACUAAUUUAGUCAUUUUUUGUGUUGGAAUAUGAACAGUGUUGAGUGAGAACCAAGUUUCCUGAAUAAUGACAACAACGUCCCAGAAGCACACUCUCUUUGUGGCUGAACCCAUGGGAGACAAGCCCGUGACCGAACUAGCUGGUAUUGGAGAAAUUUUGGGCAGGAGACUGGAAAACAGAGGCUUUGAUAAAGCUUAUGUGGUUCUGGGCCAGUUUCUGGUUCUCAAGAAGAACAGAGAACUGUUUCUGGAGUGGCUGCAGGACCUGGUGGCAGCCAAAUCCAACCAAGCAUCUGAAUGUUACCAGUGUCUAGCUGACUGGUGUAGUGAGUUUCUGUAA